AUGAGAUACGAGUCUGACGAUGAUGCAACCGAUGUUGUAAAGACUGUUAUAAAGAUAGUUCCAUUCAGAGGAAAGAACUCUUGUGUCUUUUUAAAUAUGACAAAGAUCAGAGACAGUGCAAUAUUAAAACUAAUAAAAAAUGAAUAA
Molecule: messenger RNA, 147 nt
Organism: Cavenderia fasciculata
Lineage: Eukaryota; Evosea; Eumycetozoa; Acytosteliales; Cavenderiaceae
Exons: 1
Coding region: 1-147 (48 amino acids)
Source: RefSeq, a predicted model, not a curated record